Sphaeramia orbicularis (orbiculate cardinalfish) is the source of this 2358-nucleotide messenger RNA. It is a transcript of the gene itgbl1, whose product is annotated as integrin, beta-like 1. Gene Ontology annotation, molecular function: integrin binding. The coding region runs from base 185 to 1645 and encodes 486 amino acids. NCBI's taxonomy places the organism in Eukaryota, Metazoa, Chordata, Actinopteri, Kurtiformes, Apogonidae. Gene Ontology annotation, cellular component: integrin complex; cell surface; focal adhesion. The record is from RefSeq and is a predicted model, not a curated record. The transcript is spliced from 11 exons. Gene Ontology annotation, biological process: cell adhesion mediated by integrin; cell-cell adhesion; integrin-mediated signaling pathway.
UGUAUGGAGAGGACUAUUGGCCUCUGAAGGGACUGAGCCAGUUCAGGCCAGCCUGCUGCUCUUUCUCUCCUUCUCUCCUGUUCUUUUCCCUCUCACUCUCUCUUCCUGUCCUGUCCGUUUAAGGAGAGAAACAUUGGGAAAUUCCUUCAAGCUACUUUACUUCAGGUUUCUGUGGGAUUUAAACAUGCACACUGAGGUUUUGGUACAGUCCAUGUUAGUGCCGUUGUUUCUGAUUCUGCUCUCUGCGGUGGAGGACACUUUAUUGCAAUCGGUGAGCCAGGUUGGUGGUGUGUGUAGACUGUCCACAGAGUCAUCCCUUCGCCGCUGCCGGACACCUGAUGGUAAGAUCUGCAGUGGGAGGGGACAGUGUGACUGCGGUGUCUGCAUCUGCCAGGCCACAGAUCCAGGAAAGUUUUACGGACCACGUUGCGAAUGCCACGACUGGGUCUGUGCUAUACAUAAUGGGAUAACUUGUAAUGACCGUGGCUACUGUGACUGUGGGACGUGUGAGUGUGAUGAAGGCUGGUUUGGAGAUGCUUGCCAGUUCCAGGAGGAGUGUAACCUACCCAGCAAAAAAAGCAAAGAGCUCUGCAAAAAUCCACAAGGGGUGGUGUGCUCCAACAGAGGCAUUUGCCACUGUGGUAGCUGCAUGUGUGACAAUGAGGACAACAAGGGCCUGGUAACAGGACGCUUCUGUGAGUGUGACGACAGCGAGUGUCUGGAUGAGGACACGGGAGAGGUGUGUGGAGGCCAUGGCCAGUGUUACUGUGGAAACUGCUACUGUGUUGCUGGUUGGCAUGGAGACAAAUGUGAAUUCCAGUGUGACAUCAGCCCAUGGGAAAGCAAACGGAGAUGUACAUCUCCAGAUGGCAAAAUCUGCAGCAACAGAGGAACCUGUGUGUGUGGGGAGUGCAACUGUUACGAUGUAGAUCCCUCUGGCGACUGGGGAGAUAUUCAUGGAGAAACCUGCGAAUGCGAUGAAAGGAACUGCCAUGCAACCUACGACAGAUACACAGAUGACUUCUGCUCAGGUCAUGGCCAGUGUAAUUGUGGUAGGUGUGACUGCAGGGAGGGAUGGGCAGGAAAGAAAUGUGAGCAUCCUCUAUCCUGCUCCCUGUCUCUGGAGAGCAGUGUGAAGAAGUGUCGAGGAACGUCCAAUUUGCCCUGCUUCGGACGAGGUCAGUGCCAGUGUGGACAGUGUACUUGCCACCCACCUGGGGACAGUCGUGUUCAUGGUAAAAACUGUGAGUGUGACGACCGUCAGUGUGAGGACAUCAGUGGAGAGGUCUGUGGAGGUCACGGUUACUGUUCAUGUGGACGGUGCAUCUGCGAGGAGGGCUGGUUUGGAAAGCUGUGCCAGUUCGCCAGGUCUUGUGACAUGAGCGACGCCCAGAGCAAGGAGCUAUGUGAAACCUCCGAUGGAGUCGUGUGCAGUGGGAAAGGUUCUUGUCACUGUGGUCAGUGUAUCUGCUCUCCUCAAGACUGGUGGGUGUCUGGAGAGUACUGUGAGUGUGAUGACCGAGACUGUGACAAACAUGACGGUCUCAUCUGCACAGGGAAUGGAUUGUGCAAUUGCGGCAACUGUGAGUGCUGGGAUGGCUGGACAGGGAACGCUUGUGAAAUCUGGGUUGGAGCAGAGUACUGAGGACAUCAGAACACUGGUAUAGGAACAGAGGCCUGGCUGCCUGGAGCGACCAGGACCAAGACCAAAGGCCACAACCGCUGACUGAAAAACCAGAGGAUGAGGGAGACAAGAAGAGGCCAAAACUAAACAUUAAUUUCGCAUAUCAUUAACUUCCUUUAUUGUACUGGUUACAAAUGAUUUUUAUUAAACGUGAAUGUUGCAGGUGAAAAAGAAACAACUGUGGAGGCAAACGCAUUUUUCUCUUUAAAACAUAUUACAAUGUAAACAUUUCCAACACAGCAUUAUAUAUGAUUUCUUUGUUGUAAAAUAGAAAUGCUUUCAUGCUCCGGAGAGCUACACUAAUAGGAUGCAGGUACAUGACAAAUCCAAAUGUUGGAAAGAAAAGAACAUGUAUUAUUAAGGUGACGUUUUUGGAAUAUGUGGAAUACUGUGGAGGAUAAUGUGGGUCUGUUUUUAACUGGUACUGAGUGCUGUUGUUUCCAAAUGGGAAUGAAAGUUCACUUGAAAGCUUGAGGCGGAGGUACUGUUUGAGGUUUUUAUUUCUUUUUCAUAAUAAAACAUUAAAUGUGCCGCAUGACACAACAUUUUGCAUGGAAAACAAUGCGAAGACCUUAAUCAUACAUGGUUACAAAUUUGUUAUAACAUGACAUAACUCCAAUGGGCAUACUUGCAAUGGUAUAUAUAUUUUUUGAAAAUAAAUCAUUUCAAUAGUG